AUGCGCCCUGAUGUGAGCAAUUCGGACUCGGACAUGGAGCCUUCCAUGCUCCCAGAUGCCGCGAUAACAGAAGAAGGGACCCCAGAAGUAAAAACCCCAUCAGAGGAAGAGGAGGGCAUGCUCGCUCGGGACGUUCAACAGAAAACUGCCUACUAUGAUUACGCUACGGAAAAGCAGCUGAGCCAGGCAGAUGCGAAGUUGUUCUAUCAGAGGAGUCAACUCGAGGCCCAGAAGACUGGGGGAAGCAAUUGGGGGAAUUCGCAGAGCUCCCCGCAAGCUAGCCCAACGUUGAUACCAAGGUCAGGCAGUAUGACUUCUCUGAAGAGCAAGCAGAACUUUUCAACGAGCUCUUCGAAGUACCGGCCCGCUGUCCCCAUUGGUCUAGCAGAUCCUGCAAAACACCCCGAAAGCAAUACUAUUCAAGAACCAGCUUAUGGCGUGUACACACAAAGCCCAACGGGCAUACAUCGGACGGAAUCCCUCCUACGAGCAGACCGGGGCGCUAGAGACCAUUCUACACAUCCAGAUAUACCCCACGAGCCAAAGCCAUUGCUAGAAACAGAAGGACUACAUGGAGCUGGCGCUGGAGUUGGCGUAGGAAAUGGUGUAGGCGGAUUCGCGGACAACGAUGCGCACAUUACAUCGGAGCUGAGUACCAUCUACUCCAAGAUCCAGAAGAUAUUGGAUACGCGGCACAAAUACAUGAGGUUGUCUUUGCAGGAGGAAGGCGACAAUCCCAAGGAUGACCCAAAUUGGAAGAUUUACCCCUCGCCACCGGAACCUGCUUGGUAUGAAGAGCAGGAUAACUCUAGUGUUGCAGCUGGAAAGCCAAGCAAGAGUGCCAGUAUGUCGAAUAGUAUGGUUCUCGACAGACCUCGUACUAGAGGCAGCUCUUCGAAUAUGUCGCAACCUCCACAAAGUCCACAGACCCCGAAGGCUCCUAAGAAGAAGCGGAAGCCGGGUCAAGAUAUUGGUGCGGACUUUGACAUGGAUGAUCUUCUACCUUUGCCUGGUAGCAGCGAGAUGACGUUCCGUAUGGAUGAAAAUAGUGUGUAUCAGGUGUAUGAGAAUGCCAAAGCACUAGAGGUUGACACACCCGUUAUCAAUAUCCCUACUAUCCGGGAGUUUUACAUGGAUUUAGAAGAGAUUCUCAACGUCUCCUCGGAUGGACCGAGUAAAAGUUUUGCAUUCCGCCGACUGCAGUACCUGGAAGGCAAGUUCAAUCUGUACGUGCUGCUCAACGAGUACCAAGAGAUGGCAGACAGCAAAAGGGUUCCGCAUAGGGACUUCUAUAAUGUGAGAAAGGUCGAUACUCACGUUCAUCACUCGGCAUGCAUGAAUCAAAAGCAUCUGUUGCGCUUUAUUAAGAGCAAGAUGAAGAAGUGUCCGGAUGAGGUUGUGAUGUUCAGAGAUGGGAAGCAUCUUACUUUGGAAGAGGUCUUUCAGAGUAUCAAUUUGACGGCGUAUGAUCUCAGUAUUGAUACGCUCGAUAUGCACUAUCAGGCUCAUACUGACUCGUUCCAUCGGUUCGACAAAUUCAACCUUAAAUACAAUCCCAUUGGAGAAUCCCGGUUGAGGACGAUUUUCCUCAAGACAGAUAAUUUUAUCAACGGUAGAUACCUAGCAGAGAUCACGAAAGAGGUGAUAUCUGACCUGGAAUCAAGCAAAUACCAAAUGGUGGAGUGGCGUAUCUCAAUAUACGGCCGAAGUCUUGAUGAAUGGGACAAGCUUGCAGCCUGGGUCGUCGACAACAAGCUCUUCUCACACAAUGUCCGAUGGUUAAUCCAAGUUCCUCGAUUAUUCGACGUCUACAAGUCCACUGGUCUGAUGGAGAAUUUCGAGCAAGUAAUUGUAAAUCUCUUCCAGCCUCUAUUCGAGGUGACCAAGGAUCCGACUACUCACCCAAAACUUCACAUAUUCCUUCAAAGAGUAAUCGGUUUCGAUAGUGUCGAUGAUGAGAGUAAGCCGGAGCGCAGACUGUUCAGGAAAUUCCCUGUGCCGAAGGAAUGGGAAACAAAGCAGAAUCCUCCUUACAGCUACUGGAUCUACUACCUAUUCUCGAAUAUGGCUUCCCUGAACGUUUGGCGGAAGCAGCGUGGUUUCAAUACAUUCCACCUGAGACCCCAUUGUGGUGAAGCUGGUGAUACGGAUCAUCUGGCUGCUGCUGUUCUUUGUUGUCACAGUAUCAGCCAUGGUCUUUUGCUACGCAAGGUGCCGCUCCUACAAUACAUAUUCUAUCUCGAGCAAAUUGGAGUGGCAAUGUCUCCUUUGAGCAAUAAUGCACUGUUUUUGGCAUAUGAGAGAAAUCCAUUCUUACAAUACUUCAAGAGAGGAUUGAAUGUCUCGCUUUCCACGGACGAUCCUCUUCAAUUUGCGUUUACAAAAGAGCCAUUGAUUGAAGAAUAUUCUGUCGCCGCUCAAAUCUACAAGCUUAGCGCUGUAGACAUGUGUGAGCUGGCAAAGAACUCUGUCACGCAAAGUGGCUAUGAGUUUGCUGCAAAGCAGAGAUGGCUGGGUUCUGAUUUCUAUCUACCAGGUGUGAAGGGUAACGAGAUGGCCAAGAGCAACGUGCCCAAUAUUCGUGAAGGUUUCAGGCACGAGACAUUGCUCCAAGAGCUUUCAAUGAUUGAACGAUACACAGCAAUGGCCACCCCAGUCGCACCUAAACCCAGCAAAACCGAACAAAUCCCUCAGAUCCCAGAGAAAGUUCCAGUUUCGCCUACCUUAUCUGUAAAGUCAAACGCCUCGUCCAGCACCGUAGCAGUCGAAACACAGCAAUACCAACAAUUCCCCUCCCAAGCCGCACGUAUCCCCACCUCACACCAGCCUGAAAGCGCCAAUUCUAUCGCGACAAAUAGUCCCAAUCAACACGCCACCACGUUCAGCAAAUCUAGGUCCGUCGAAGCCUUCUCGGACUUGCAUUUGAGUGGAGGCGAGCCGAGGAUCUUCCCGGGCAUCGUCAGUAGAACGCAGAGAAAAAAUAGCCAUGCGAGGAAGAGCAGUUGGAGUGAGGCGGAGGAUGGCAGGGGCAGGAGGCGCAAGGAGACAAAGGGGACGGAUGGCGUGGUGGUCGAAGAGGGGAGUGAUAGAGAGAUAGAGGAGGCUGGUGGGUCGGAGAUGGGAUAUGGGGCGUCAGAUGGAUGA
Messenger RNA from Lachnellula hyalina, 3144 nucleotides. It is a transcript of the gene ada1, whose product is annotated as AMP deaminase. Lineage: Eukaryota; Fungi; Ascomycota; Leotiomycetes; Helotiales; Lachnaceae. Gene Ontology annotation, molecular function: AMP deaminase activity. Gene Ontology annotation, cellular component: cytosol. The transcript is spliced from 4 exons. The coding region runs from base 1 to 3144 and encodes 1047 amino acids. The record is from RefSeq and is a predicted model, not a curated record. Gene Ontology annotation, biological process: IMP salvage; AMP metabolic process.